CAGCUUUUCUAUGUGUUAGUUAGUGUGUGAGUGUGUGCAAUUGUUCAGUCACACACACAGAUGUUGCGCCAUCAACGUCUGGUUAAGUGCCGCUGCCAUAGGCUGUACAAUGACUUGAAGCUGUUGCUAUUCCCGAGACCACCUCCCCCUCCAUCACCUCCUCCGACACCUCCUCCCCCUCCUCCCCGUGGAAUGAAUUACGACCAAAUCGCUCUACCGAUCAGGAAUGGGUUCCCAACCACCAACACCACCAACAACAACACUCUGCCAACCAAUGGCAAAGGGAACAAGCAACAGCCACCCAGUCAGGCCCCCGAGCAGGAGCCCAGUGUCCAGGAGCAGCCCCUGACUCUGGUGAGCACCUCCUCAGAAGACUACUACCACAGAAAAGGAGAAGACAGACUCUCUCUCACCAGUAGCCUGGACAGUGGCUGCAGGUCUCCCCAGUGUCGCAUCUGCUUCCAAGGCCCUGAGCAGGGGGAGUUGCUGAGCCCAUGUCGCUGUGACGGGUCUGUACGCUGUACCCACCAGCCCUGCCUGAUUAAGUGGAUCAGCGAGAGGGGGUCCUGGAGCUGCGAGCUCUGUUACUACAAGUAUCACGUCCUCGCCGUCAGUGCCAAGAACCCACUUCAGGUCAGUUGGCAGGCCAUCUCCCUGACGGUGAUCGAGAGGGUCCAGAUAGCAGCCGCCAUUCUGGGAUCCCUCUUCCUCAUCGCAAGCAUCUCCUGGUUAAUCUGGUCGAUCAUCAGCCCGUCGGCCAAGUGGCAGAGACAGGACCUUCUCUUCCAGAUCUGCUACGGCAUGUACGGCUUCAUGGACAUUGUCUGCAUCGGCCUGAUCAUUCACGAGGGACCUUCAGUUUUCCGGAUUUUCAAGCGAUGGCAGGCGGUCAACCAGCAGUGGAAGGUGCUGAACUACGAGAAGUCCAAGGACACUGAGGACGAAAAGAGCGGGACAGGACGCAGCAGCCGCUUUUGCCAAAGGAACUCACGGGCCGAGCACCCGCCCGCCACGAACAAUGGCUCCCAUGGCCAGCACCCCAGCAGGAACAUGUCUGACCAUCACUGUGCGUACACCAUCCUCCACAUCCUCAGCCACCUGAGGCCAAGUGAACCGAGGAGCCAGACUGGCACGAGCAGGGAACUGGUGAUGAGAGUGACCACGGUCUGA
Messenger RNA from Callorhinchus milii (elephant shark), 1170 nucleotides. RefSeq names its product E3 ubiquitin-protein ligase MARCHF4 (gene marchf4). Gene Ontology annotation, biological process: protein ubiquitination. NCBI's taxonomy places the organism in Eukaryota, Metazoa, Chordata, Chondrichthyes, Chimaeriformes, Callorhinchidae. The record is from RefSeq and is a predicted model, not a curated record. Gene Ontology annotation, molecular function: ubiquitin-protein transferase activity; zinc ion binding. Bases 61 to 1170 code for a protein of 369 amino acids. The transcript has 4 exons.